Sorex araneus (European shrew) is the source of this 8020-nucleotide messenger RNA. It is a transcript of the gene MAP4K4, whose product is annotated as mitogen-activated protein kinase kinase kinase kinase 4. The coding region runs from base 209 to 4354 and encodes 1381 amino acids. Lineage: Eukaryota; Metazoa; Chordata; Mammalia; Eulipotyphla; Soricidae. The transcript has 32 exons. Gene Ontology annotation, molecular function: ATP binding; protein kinase activity. The record is from RefSeq and is a predicted model, not a curated record. Gene Ontology annotation, biological process: protein phosphorylation.
CCGGUGCGGGCGUGGGCGCGGCGGGCGCGGCGGAGCGGAGCGGGGCGCCGGCCCGGCCAUGGUGUGAGCGGCCGCCCGCACGCGCCCCGGAGCCGCCCGCGCAGGCCGCAUCCCCGGAGCGGCGCCGUCGGCGGCCCGGCUGGGCCCGCGCGCUUUGGCGCAACGGCGACAUUUCUCGGGCGUCUCGGGUUCGGGGCACGGAGGGAAGAUGGCGAACGACUCCCCGGCGAAGAGCCUGGUGGACAUCGACCUCUCCUCCUUGCGGGACCCUGCGGGGAUCUUCGAGCUGGUGGAGGUGGUCGGCAAUGGCACCUACGGACAAGUCUACAAGGGCCGACAUGUUAAAACCGGUCAGCUGGCGGCCAUCAAAGUCAUGGAUGUCACAGAGGAUGAAGAGGAGGAGAUCAAACUGGAGAUCAAUAUGCUGAAGAAAUACUCUCAUCAUAGAAAUAUCGCCACAUACUACGGCGCUUUCAUCAAGAAGAGCCCUCCAGGCCAUGACGACCAGCUCUGGCUGGUCAUGGAGUUCUGCGGGGCAGGUUCCAUCACAGACCUGGUGAAGAACACCAAAGGGAACACCCUCAAAGAAGACUGGAUCGCCUACAUCUCCAGAGAGAUCCUGAGGGGCCUGGCGCAUCUCCACAUCCAUCAUGUAAUCCACCGGGACAUCAAGGGCCAGAAUGUGCUGCUGACAGAGAACGCCGAGGUGAAACUGGUUGACUUUGGCGUAAGUGCUCAGCUGGACAGGACAGUUGGAAGGAGAAAUACCUUCAUAGGCACCCCGUACUGGAUGGCUCCAGAGGUGAUCGCCUGUGAUGAGAACCCUGAUGCCACCUAUGAUUACAGGAGCGACCUUUGGUCUUGUGGCAUCACAGCUAUUGAGAUGGCAGAAGGCGCCCCCCCUCUCUGUGACAUGCAUCCAAUGAGAGCACUGUUUCUCAUUCCCAGAAACCCUCCUCCCCGGCUGAAGUCCAAAAAAUGGUCAAAGAAAUUUUUUAGUUUUAUAGAAGGAUGCCUGGUGAAGAAUUAUAUGCAGCGGCCCUCCACAGAGCAGCUUUUGAAACACCCUUUUAUAAGGGAUCAGCCAAAUGAAAGGCAAGUUAGAAUCCAGCUUAAGGACCAUAUAGACCGGACCAGAAAGAAGAGAGGAGAGAAAGAUGAAACGGAGUAUGAGUAUAGUGGAAGUGAGGAGGAAGAGGAGGAAGUGCCUGAACAGGAGGGAGAACCGAGCUCCAUCGUCAACGUGCCCGGUGAGUCCACCCUGCGGCGGGACUUCCUAAGGCUGCAGCAGGAGAACAAGGAACGUUCCGAGGCCCUUCGGAGACAGCAGUUGCUGCAGGAACAGCAGCUCCGGGAGCAGGAAGAGUAUAAAAGGCAGCUCCUGGCAGAGAGACAGAAGCGGAUCGAGCAGCAGAAAGAGCAGAGGCGGCGGCUGGAAGAGCAACAAAGGCGAGAGCGGGAAGCACGAAGGCAGCAGGAACGGGAGCAGCGGAGGCGCGAGCAGGAGGAGAAGCGGCGUCUGGAGGAGCUGGAGCGGAGGCGGAAAGAAGAAGAAGACCGGAGACGGGCAGAAGAAGAAAAGAGGAGAGUCGAGAGAGAGCAGGAGUAUAUCAGGCGACAGCUCGAAGAGGAGCAGCGGCACCUGGAGGUCCUUCAGCAGCAGCUGCUCCAGGAGCAGGCCCUGUUACUGGAGUGCCGAUGGCGGGAGAUGGAGGAGCACCGGCAGGCAGAGAGGCUCCAGAGGCAGUUGCAACAAGAACAAGCCUAUCUCCUGUCUCUACAGCACGACCACCGGAGGGCCCACCCGCAGCCCCCGCAGCCCUCUCAGCCGCCGCAGGAGCGGGGCAAGGCCAGCUUCCACGCUCCGGAGCCCAAGCCACACUACGAGCCUGCGGACCGAGCGCGAGAGGUGGAAGAUAGAUUUAGGAAAAAUAACCACAGCUCCCCUGAGGCCCAGUCUAAGCAGACAGGCAGAGUGUUGGAGCCACCAGCGCCUUCCCGAUCAGAGUCUUUUUCCAAUGGCAACUCCGAGCCCGUGCAUCCCGCCCUGCAGAGAACAGCCGAGCCUCAGGUACAGUGGUCCCACCUGGCAUCUCUCAAGAACAAUGUCACCCCUGUCUCGCGAUCCCAUUCCUUCAGUGACCCUUCUCCUCCCAAAUUUGCACACCACCAUCUUCGCUCUCAGGACCCCUGUCCACCUUCCCGCAGUGAGGCGCUAAGUCAGAGCUCUGACUCCAGGUCGGAGCUCCCUGACCCCUCCCAAAAGGCGUGGUCUAGAUCAGACAGUGAGGAAGUGCCUCCACGGGUUCCUGUGAGAACAACAUCUCGAUCCCCGGUUCUCUCCCGUCGUGAUUCCCCGCUGCAGGGCAGUGGACAGCCAAAUAGUCAUGCAGGUCAAAGAAACUCCACCAGCAGUAUCGAGCCCCGGCUGCUGUGGGAGAGAGUGGAGAAACUGGUGCCCAGGCCGGGCAGUGGCAGCUCCUCCGGCUCCAGCAACUCAGGAUCCCAGCCCGGGUCCCACCCCGGCUCUCAGAGUGGCUCUGGGGAGCGCUUCAGAGUGAGAUCCUCGUCCAAGUCUGAAGGCUCCCCGUCGCAGCGUCUUGAGAAUGCAGUGAAGAAGCCUGAAGAGAAGAAGGAAGUUUUCAGACCUCUCAAACCUGCUGAUCUGACGGCUUUGGCCAAAGAGCUACGAGCAGUGGAGGACGUGCGGCCCCCACACAAAGUCACAGACUAUUCAUCCUCCAGCGAGGAGUCGGGCACGACUGACGAGGAAGAUGAGGAUGCGGAGCAAGAAGGGGUCGAGGAACCCACCUCUGGAGCAGAGGACACCAGAGCACCGUCGUCUCUGAAUCUGAGCAAUGGAGAGACAGAAUCUGUGAAGACCAUGAUCGUCCAUGACGAUGUGGAAAGUGAGCCGGCUAUGACCCCGUCCAAGGAAGGCACUCUGAUCGUGCGCCAGAGUGCAGUUGACCAAAAACGUGCCGGCCAUCAUGAGAGCAAUGGCUUUGCCGGGCGCAUUCACCUCUUGCCAGAUCUCUUACAGCAAAGCCAUUCCUCCUCCACUUCCUCCACCUCCUCCUCCCCAUCCUCCAGCCAGCCGACACCCACCAUGUCCCCACAGACACCCCAGGACAAGCUCACUACUAAUGAGACUCAAUCCGCUAGUAGCACACUCCAGAAACACAAAUCCUCCUCCUCCUUUACACCUUUCAUAGACCCCAGAUUACUACAGAUUUCUCCAUCUAGUGGAACCACAGUGACUUCCCUGGUGGGGUUUUCCUGCGAUGGGAUGAGACCGGACGCCAUAAGGCAAGACCCCACCCGCAAGGGCUCAGUGGUCAACGUGAACCCCACCAACACGAGGCCACAGAGUGACACCCCAGAGAUCCGCAAGUACAAGAAGAGGUUCAAUUCUGAGAUUCUCUGUGCAGCCUUGUGGGGAGUGAAUUUGUUAGUGGGAACUGAGAGUGGUCUGAUGCUGCUGGACAGGAGUGGCCAAGGAAAGGUGUACCCGCUGAUCAACAGAAGACGCUUUCAGCAAAUGGAUGUCCUUGAAGGCUUGAAUGUCCUGGUGACAAUAUCUGGCAAAAAGGAUAAGUUACGUGUCUACUAUUUAUCGUGGUUAAGAAACAAAAUACUUCACAAUGAUCCCGAAGUUGAGAAGAAGCAGGGGUGGACAACUGUAGGGGACCUGGAGGGAUGUGUGCAUUAUAAAGUCGUAAAAUAUGAAAGAAUCAAAUUUCUGGUAAUUGCUCUGAAGAGCUCUGUAGAAGUCUAUGCGUGGGCUCCGAAGCCAUACCACAAAUUUAUGGCCUUUAAGUCCUUUGGAGAAUUGGCCCACAAGCCACUGUUGGUGGAUCUCACUGUCGAGGAAGGCCAGCGGCUGAAAGUGAUCUAUGGAUCCUGUGCUGGAUUCCACGCUGUUGAUGUGGACUCAGGAUCGGUCUAUGACAUUUAUCUACCAACACACAUUCAAUGUAGCAUCAAACCCCAUGCCAUCAUCAUCCUCCCCAACACAGAUGGAAUGGAGCUCCUGGUCUGUUAUGAAGAUGAAGGGGUUUAUGUGAACACCUAUGGAAGGAUCACAAAGGACGUUGUUCUGCAGUGGGGGGAGAUGCCAACCUCUGUGGCAUAUAUUCGAUCCAAUCAGACGAUGGGCUGGGGAGAAAAGGCCAUAGAGAUCCGAUCUGUGGAAACUGGUCAUUUGGAUGGUGUGUUCAUGCACAAAAGGGCUCAGAGACUGAAGUUCUUAUGCGAACGCAAUGACAAGGUGUUCUUCGCCUCCGUCCGGUCCGGCGGCAGCAGCCAGGUGUACUUUAUGACGUUAGGCAGGACUUCCCUCCUGAGCUGGUAGAGGCGGGCCCAUGAGGAUGUACCAGCUCCAGUGUCGCCACGGCCCCGAGAACUCGGAAUUUUCUGCAGCUACAGCUUCGGCUGCAGCGCGGCCGUCCCAGACGGCGCAUUCGCAGGCAGCGCGCGUGGGCUUCCUCUCUCCUUCUUCCUGCUCCUCUUUUGUCCGUUCAGCCCCGUUCUCGUCUCCUUACUCAAAAAAUAAAUCAAGGCUGCAAUGCCGUGGUGCUGUUCAGACUCUCCCAUCAGGUGCUAUCAGUGUUUGGGAUCAAGCAUCAGGCCAGGAAGCAAAUACCUUUCCCUCCGCGCCAGAGCUCCUUGUCUCGGAAUGACUGUGUCCGGAGGGGUAUGAGGGAGGCCGUGGACCUGCCAUUGGCUGGCUGGGAGGCGGGCACAAGGAGUGGUUUUACAAGCAGAUUUAAUAUAGUAACAUUAACAAUGUAUUUAAUUGACAUUUCUUUUUUUGUAAUGUGACAAUAUGUGGACAAAGCAGAAGGUGCAGGUUUAAGAAGUUAAUAUUUAUAAAAUGUGAAAGACACAGUUACUAGGAUACUUUUUUUGUGGGUGGGACUUGGGGGGGCAGGGUGGGUGGGGCAAGGGGCCCAUUUUGUUUUCUUUGGAUUUUUUUUUUUUUCCCGGCUGGCGUGGCCAAGAACUCAGUCAUUUUUUGUGUACCGGGUUUUGCCUAAAUCAUGUGCAAGAUGGUUCUUAAAAAAAAAAGAAAAAAAGGUAAAAAGAAAAUGUGUGCAUUUGUUUAAAUGGCCAGAACUUUGUGUGACAGUAUUAGCACUGCCUCAAUUCAAGGUUUAAUUUUUGUUUAAACCUAAAAAUGCAGCAACCUUUUACUACAGUCUGCGCUUGCAGAGGAGGGAAAAAUGUUCUUUCAGCCACAUGUUUAUUUUCUGCCUACCUCACAGUUUCUAAUGCAUUAAGAGGUGGUUUAGUCUUUUGGGGGGAAGAAAACAUUCAUGUUGAAUCUUGAUACCAAAACUAUCAGUUUGAAGUUUGACCAUAAUUUCGUCCCAGGUCUCAGUAGGCACAAGAGAGACAGUCCCUGGUAGCAAGGGAACUUGCCACAUGGCUCCAGGAUGGCUGUUCCCAGGGUCCAGAGAAGCAGCAACAUCCUUCAGCUCAUCACCACGCAUGUUGAGGCCACUGGAACCAUGGCACAGGCCUCAUUUUUGUCCAUAUGGAGUUUGGUAGCAGACAACUGGCCCUAUUCAAGUAGUCACACAAAGCGUCGAAUGUCGCAGGAGCCUAUUCUUGGGGGUGGCGAUAUUUCCCUUUUCUAAAAUCGCAAUGCACUAAAACUCUUGUAAGAAUGUAGUUAAUACUGCUUAUCUGGAUGGCAGUGUGUUAGGUGUAAUAAUACCCGAGCCUUGGCUUCCCCCCUUUUCUCACUUGCUCUUUUAUUCUCUGUUUUUUAAACCAAUUUUACUUUAUGAAUAUGUUCGUGACAUUUGUAAUAAAUGUCUUGGGUAAUAACUUGUUUCCUGGCUUCAUCAUCACUCAGUUCCUUGAGGCUGUGACUUGUCUGGUGAAGGAACAAGUGCUUUGUGUCAUGGAUAUGCCACCCCUCUUCUCAGGUUCUGUGCGGGUAUGAGUGGGGGGCGGUGGUGGCUAGGGCCCCACAUCAUCACCUGGCAGAAAUCUGGUGUUUCACCAGCCAACUCUGCCUUGGGUUUUCUGUCAUAAACUUAGGGUGUGAGUUUUGGCUAGGGGGAGAGCUUAGAGGGCUGGAUUUUGGGGGGGUCGGGUGGCAGGGGGGGGGCCCAGAUAUAGUCCUGGCACUGCUUGGUGUCCAGGUAUACCAUCAGGAGUGUCCCGAGUGCUGUCAAAAAGAAUAGGAAAUGGUACUUUGUUCUCUCAAAAGGUAAGAGUCACUUUCAUUUGCCAAGGCCUUACCCAGCCUUGAAGCUUUUGCCAAGUUUCAAUGGCUUUUAUUCACUUCUCAUGGCACAACCUUUGGGACCAAGACUCUCCUUUGAUGAAAACCUAAUGAAACGUAGAACCACUCACAAAUGCAGCUGGCUGUUGCAAAUCCGCAGAGACAGCAGACUCCUCCAAAGUGGAGGACUCCUUGGAAGGAUCAGGGAGUGGAGGUGGUAUUUCCAUUUGUCUGAGUUUGGAGUAGUGCUGAUAUCCAAAGCAAGAGAAACUCAUUUUUUUCCUAUUGAUGUGUAACUAUCAUAGAGAAGAUUGGAGAAUUUUUUCAUGCCUUUAUGAAGAAUGUUUUUGUUUUUAGUCUUCCCCCUGGAUUUGGAAUCUAUUUUCAUUUUUACUUUGUUUCGGGGCCACACCUGGUGAUGCUCAGGGCUGACUCCUGGCUCUUAGUUUAGGGAUCACUCCCGGCGAGCCUUGGGGGACCUUAUGGGAUGUUGGGUAUCAAACCCAGGGUGGCUGAGUGCAAGGCAAAUGUCCUACCCACAGAUCUAUCACUUGGCCCUAGAAAUCCAUUUUUAAUAGCUCAACUCUUUAUGAAGCAUUUUUGAGAUCAGCCAGAUUUCAUCAUUUCCUACUUCAGUUAAAAUCAGAUUCCCAUCGGUGGUUUGCUAAAAAUGCUUUGGUUUUAUAAUUAAGGUAAAAUGUGCCACAGAAAGCGUGUAUAUGGGCCAAGAGGAGAGAGAAUUGAAGGAUGUAGUGGAUUAUAGCACUGCUCUUGGCUUUAGAGAGAAGCAAAAAGUUUUGUAGGUUCUUUGAUAAUGAAACUAAGCUUCUGAUGAUGAUAAUCACAUAAUUACUUACAAACUUGAAACUGCAUCUCUGUCAGUUACAGCUGACCACGACUCAGCCAUUGGCAUUUCAUUGGAGUAACGUGGGUGUGUAGACUGGGACUAAAACACUGUUACCCUGAGGAGGCAGUGGGGUUCUGAGUUCAGUGUGGGCAGCCAGGCACCCAGCCCUCCCCAAAGCAGUGUUGAGGGUUGUAAGUCUGUCUCAGGGAGGGGACUUCAGGAGUGGACACUGCCUGUCUGUCCUUUCCCCUCCUGAACCACAUUGCACCACCACAGCUUGAGGCAGAUUCCCAGUGAGACCUCUCAUCAGAGACUUAACUGUUAAAACGUCAUUCUUCUAGAGAAGCUGGGUUUUUUGUUCUGUAGAGAAAUGACUUCCCAGAAAUGUUAGGAUGGCAGAAUUGCAAAAGAAGACAGUAUUAUGAUAUGAUUUUGUUUAAUUCAAAGCAUCAUCUGAACGCAGCUGUGCUCUUCAAAACACACAAUGAAUGUGUCUCUAGGGUUAGUCAAAGGUUUCAUAAGUGAUACCUUUCUGUAUUUAUACUGGAGUAACUUUAUUGAGUGCAGUGUUGUUACUUAUUCUCGUGCACAUGUUAUGUUGAAGAAAAAUGUUUACAAAACUGGUUUUGUUACACUAAUGUUGUAUUCCAUAUUUAUGGUUUAUUUUUAAGUGAUUUUUAUGGAUUAUUUAGGUUUUCAUACUAGUUGUAGCACACUCACAGCGAUUCAUAAUCUCUAGUUUUUGCAAUGAUAAAUUUGCUAAAUAAUAACAACCUGGUAAACUACAUUAAAUCUACUAAUCACAGAGAGGAAAACAAACUGAUGGCAAAGACAAGCCCCUUCUUUUCUCAGUGCUAAUUUGUUUUCUGUGUAUUAUGAAAAUUACUGUCCCCUCCCUUUUUACCCCUAAAAUAAAGUAAAAAUGGCACCUAUUA